Molecule: messenger RNA, 714 nt
Organism: Aspergillus oryzae RIB40
Lineage: Eukaryota; Fungi; Ascomycota; Eurotiomycetes; Eurotiales; Aspergillaceae
Product: GTP cyclohydrolase I
Exons: 3
Coding region: 1-714 (237 amino acids)
Biological process (GO): tetrahydrofolate biosynthetic process; tetrahydrobiopterin biosynthetic process
Cellular component (GO): cytoplasm
Molecular function (GO): zinc ion binding; GTP cyclohydrolase I activity; GTP binding
Source: RefSeq, a predicted model, not a curated record
AUGACAAGCUCAAAAUCAGAUGUCCUUGUUAGCCCUGUACAGGACGAUAGGAAACCGGUGUCGUCGGAGAGGCCAGUCAUUGAGGAAACUGUUGCCUCCAUGAAUGGUACUAACCAUGUGAAUACCGAUGACCAUGAUAGCAAAUCAGGUACAGAGGCGAGAAUGGCCGCCAGUAUACGAAGCAUCUUGGAAGACAUAGGAGAAGAUCCCAAUCGGGACGGCCUCCUCAAAACCCCUGAGCGAUAUGCCAAGGCUCUGCUCUUCUUCACCAAAGGGUAUGAGGAAAGUGCAUACGAUAUCGGAAAAGAUGCCAUCUUCAAUAUAAACCACAACGAGAUUGUUCUGGUUCGCGAUAUUGAAGUGUUCAGUAUGUGUGAGCAUCAUUUAAUUCCAUUUGUAGGCAAGGUUCAUAUUGCAUACAUCCCCAACGGUCGUGUUUUAGGGCUGUCAAAGUUGGCUCGAAUUGCAGAGAUCUACGCGCGCAGACUGCAAGUUCAAGAGCGUCUCACAAAGCAGAUCUCUCAGGCCAUCGAAGAACUUCUACAACCCCAAGGGGUCGCCGUCGUGAUGGAGUCAGCCCAUAUGUGCAUGGUUAUGAGAGGCGUUCAGAAGAGCAGUGCUAUGACAACGACAAGCUGCAGGACAGGGGUCUUCAAGACAGACAAGGAAGCGGAAGAGGAGCUCCAUUUCCUCCUAAAGCUGAACCAGGAUUGA